Plasmodium reichenowi is the source of this 113-nucleotide messenger RNA. Its product is annotated as rhoptry neck protein 5. The record is from RefSeq and is a predicted model, not a curated record. Lineage: Eukaryota; Apicomplexa; Aconoidasida; Haemosporida; Plasmodiidae. The transcript has a single exon. The annotation marks the transcript as partial.
CUGUUAUUAACUUAAAAUAUGCUACCUUUACAUUAUCUGGUAUUGUAAAUUUUGUUAUCAAGGCAGAAAAGGGAAUAGGAAAUGAAAUUAUUGUACACACUAGAAUACCUUAA